AGAAGGUAUGGCAGAAGCUGUCAGCUCAAGCAAGGACUGCCUUCAAGCAGGUGAGUCCUGUACCAACGACCCCAUUUGCAGUGCCAAAUUCCGGACCCUCCGGCAAUGCAUCGCUGGCAAUGGAGCAAACAAGUUGGGCCCUGAUGCCAAGAACCAGUGCCGGAGCACCGUGACAGCUCUGCUCUCCAGUCAGCUCUACGGCUGCAAGUGCAAGCGAGGCAUGAAGAAGGAGAAGCACUGCUUGAGUGUCUACUGGAGCAUCCACCACACGUUGAUGGAAGGCAUGAAUGUUCUGGAAAGUUCCCCUUAUGAGCCGUUCAUCAGGGGCUUUGACUACGUCCGUCUGGCAUCCAUCACUGCAGGGUCUGAGAACGAGGUGACCCAGGUGAAUCGGUGUCUGGAUGCCGCCAAGGCCUGCAAUGUGGACGAGAUGUGCCAGCGGCUGCGGACAGAGUACGUCUCCUUCUGCAUCCGACGCCUGGCCCGAGCCGACACCUGCAACCGCUCCAAGUGCCACAAGGCUCUGCGCAAGUUCUUUGACCGUGUGCCACCAGAGUACACCCACGAGCUGCUCUUCUGCCCCUGUGAAGACACAGCCUGUGCCGAGCGCCGGCGGCAGACCAUCGUUCCUGCCUGCUCCUACGAGUCCAAGGAGAAGCCCAACUGCCUGGCACCUCUGGAUGCCUGCCGGGAAAACUACGUCUGCAGGUCACGCUACGCGGAGUUCCAGUUCAAUUGCCAACCAUCCCCGCAGACCGCGAGCGGCUGCCGGAGGGACAGCUAUGCUGCCUGUCUGCUGGCCUACACUGGCAUCAUAGGCAGCCCCAUCACACCCAACUACAUCGACAACUCAACAUCCAGCAUAGCUCCCUGGUGCACAUGCAAUUCCAGUGGGAACAGGCAGGAAGAGUGUGAGAGCUUUCUGCAUCUUUUCACCAACAAUAUUUGUCUCCAAAAUGCCAUUCAGGCCUUUGGCAAUGGGACCUACCUGAACACAGCCAUGGCCCCAUCCAUCCCUCCCACCACACAGAUGUACAAGCAGGAGCGAAAUGCCAACAGAGCCGUGGCGACCCUCAGAGAGAACAUCUUCGAACACCUCCAGCCCACCAAGGUGGCCGGGGAGGAGAGGCUCCUGCGUGGCUCCACUCGUCUGUCCUCAGGGACCUCCAGCCCAGCAGCUCCAUCCCCCUGGGCAGCCUCUCUGCUGCAGAUGUGGCUUCUCCUCACUCUUUCUGUGCUGAGCCUCUCCGCCAUGUGA
Acanthisitta chloris (rifleman) is the source of this 1258-nucleotide messenger RNA. RefSeq names its product GDNF family receptor alpha-4. Gene Ontology annotation, cellular component: external side of plasma membrane; signaling receptor complex. NCBI's taxonomy places the organism in Eukaryota, Metazoa, Chordata, Aves, Passeriformes, Acanthisittidae. Gene Ontology annotation, molecular function: glial cell-derived neurotrophic factor receptor activity. The transcript has 7 exons. Gene Ontology annotation, biological process: nervous system development. The record is from RefSeq and is a predicted model, not a curated record. The coding region runs from base 8 to 1258 and encodes 416 amino acids.